This is a messenger RNA of Pungitius pungitius (ninespine stickleback), 1510 nucleotides long. RefSeq names its product potential E3 ubiquitin-protein ligase ariadne-2-like. The record is from RefSeq and is a predicted model, not a curated record. NCBI's taxonomy places the organism in Eukaryota, Metazoa, Chordata, Actinopteri, Perciformes, Gasterosteidae. The transcript has 4 exons. The coding region runs from base 15 to 842 and encodes 275 amino acids.
CGCGCGCAGUCAACAUGGGAAACAAACCGUCAGCUGGACGGAAGCGAGAGAAAACCCGGGUGUCCAUCCGAGAGAAGCGCUAUGACCCCAAUGACGUCACGCUCAACGUCGUCAACGCAGAGGACGCCAUGGAUUUUCUGUGCGCGGACUACGCGUCUCCCAGAGCCACGAUGUCCUGCGGACACGCCGUCACCCCGAUGUCCCUCACCGCCUGGUGCCGCCGGCAGCUGGACGAGGGGGGCUACAACUUCGUGUGCGGACAAACUUACUGUGGUGUUGAGUGGCCCUUCGAGGAGGUACAAAAAAUGGCUCUUCUGACCCCCGAAGAAAUUGAGGAAUUUGAUCAGAAAAUGUUUCAAAACGCUGCAAUUUUUUUGGACAUCAAAUGUUGUCCUGGCUGCAGCUCCCGAGUGGCGAGAACCGAUCCCUUCGAUCAGAACGUGGUAUGCAAAGUGUGCACCUCCAAGCGGGGACGCACCUUCGCCUUCUGCUGGCGGUGCCUGGGGGAAUGGAGAGGCGCGACCCGGUCCGGAGACUGUGGAAACGAAGACUGCCAGGACCCGCUGGAGAUCUUGCAGAGCUGUCCUGACAUCACAUUCGAAAACGUGCACGGGGUCACCGGCUGCCCCUCCACCCGCGCGUGUCCCACCUGUGGCUUUCUGGUGGGACACAACAGAACUAAAUGUAAAAACAUCGUCUGCUUUCGCUGUAAAGUGACGUUCUGUUUCGUGUGCCUGAAGCUCCCCAGCGAGUGCGCGUAUCAGGACGAGUCCUAUUACGCACGCUGCUCCAGCGGCGUGGCACCGAGGCAGACCGUCAUCCCUGUGUGGAAGUUGAUAUGAGUCUGGUGACUUAAGUCUUGAGAAAUGUAAAGAAGGAUCACGACCUUAAACCUGUGCACAAUGGCGCCACCUUGUGGUUACUUCUCUUGAGCACAGGCCAUUCAACCAAUGCUACCCUUCACGCCUUCAUUUUGGUGAUCCUAGCUUUCACUUUGACUGCAAAACACCUUCUCAACUUAAUCUCUCUUUUAAUUAAAAACGAUAAUUCUGCUUACUCAUUCAUAAAUGUGGUGGCAUCCUUGAAAUUAAGUGACAAAAAGAGUAAAGCACAAAGUAAGGGAAAUGCAAGUAAAAAUCUUUAUUCUAGAUUUAUGACAUACAUAAAUAUGCAUGUGUAUUGAACAUAGGAGAUUUGAAGGGCUUUCAUUUUAAGAUUAUCCUGAUUUUCUCUUUGUGACACCUUGAAGGAUUUCAAAGUUUGCUGUGACAUAAUGUGAAGAACUUCAGAAAGGUAAACAAAGAAAACAGCAUGAAAUGCAAUGUUUCUGUGAUUUUAUUAACAAGAAGAAUAAUAAGGAUAAUAAAAACUAUAAUAAUAGUUGCUGAAUGCAUUCUGAAAUCGAACUGUACUCAUUUCAAGAGUUAUAACUUUAUGUGCAGGUCUGCAGGGACAACAAAGUAACCGAUGCAAUAAAAAAAGCAGAUUGCAGACUUUGUGUAUUCAUCAA